Amborella trichopoda is the source of this 2621-nucleotide messenger RNA. Its product is annotated as ABC transporter G family member 6. Gene Ontology annotation, cellular component: membrane. Gene Ontology annotation, molecular function: ABC-type transporter activity; ATP binding; ATP hydrolysis activity. NCBI's taxonomy places the organism in Eukaryota, Viridiplantae, Streptophyta, Magnoliopsida, Amborellales, Amborellaceae. Gene Ontology annotation, biological process: transmembrane transport. The record is from RefSeq and is a predicted model, not a curated record.
CGUUACCCUGGUUGUUUCUCUCUCUAAAAAUGCUCUCACCCAUUGGCCUUCUUGUUUCUCUCAGCGUUGGGAAGGUGCCCUAAUUCUCACCUAACCUUAAUUCUAAUCUUUUCCACUUCCUCUCUCCUCUUUGUUUAAAAUCCUAGGGUCCACACCAGCAUUCAUUCUCAAAUCCAAAAAAUUAAACCUAAGGUUAGAAGUAAUAAAUAUAUGGCCGAACCCUAAUCCUAGUUAUAAUAUUUUGGUUUACUGAGAUUUGGGUAUUUAAAUACUCGCGUCCCUUGAAGUUUUUUCCAUAUCCAAAAAAUUUGAAACCAUUUGUAAUGGCCCGGAUUGUAUCAGACCCAAAAUUUCAGUCGACCCAAUUAGGUUUUCCGGCGACUUUUUCAGGACUCUGGCCGGAUGAUGUCGCCGGACAAAGGUCUGAGGGCCCAUCCCCGACUCUCGGAGAGCUGCUAAAACACGUCGGUGAUACUCGCGGCGAUCAGGAAGCUGAUCCCCGGGCUUUGGAGUUCACUGAUUUGAGUUUGAACCAGAGAGCGCUCCCCUUUAUCCUCUCCUUUAACAAUCUCAGUUACAGUGUUAAGGUUAGACGGAAGAUCACUUUUUCUGGCCUCUUUUCCGGUAAGAAAGACAUUGAAGCUGCCGGACCUGAAGGUCUGAACAAAUUUACUGAGACCAAAACUCUCUUGAAUGACAUAUCCGGUGAAGCAAGGGAUGGUGAAAUCUUAGCUGUUCUUGGAGCUUCAGGUUCCGGGAAAUCAACUCUGAUCGACGCGCUCGCGAACCGGAUAGCGAGGGGGAGUUUAAAGGGCUCAAUCACCCUUAAUGGAGAGAGAUUGGAAGAAAGAUUAUUAAAGGUAAUCUCAGCUUAUGUGAUGCAAGAUGAUUUGUUAUUUCCAAUGCUCACUGUCGAAGAAACCCUAAUGUUUUCGGCUGAGUUUCGACUCCCCCGAACACUCUCAAAGUCGAAAAAGAGAGCCCGUGUGCAGGCCUUGAUCGACCAGCUGGGCCUACGGGCUGCAGCAAAGACGAUCAUCGGCGACGAGGGCCACCGUGGUGUAUCAGGAGGCGAGAGGCGUCGUGUGUCGAUAGGAAUUGAUAUCGUACACGACCCCAUCCUCUUAUUCCUUGAUGAACCAACUUCAGGUCUCGACUCAACGAGCGCAUUCAUGGUGGUGAAGGUGCUUCAGCGAAUCGCGCAGUCGGGUAGCAUCGUGAUAAUGUCCGUGCACCAACCGAGUUAUCGAAUUCUCGGUUUGUUGGAUCGACUGAUCUUUUUAUCCAGGGGCCAGACGGUGUACAGCGGUCCUCCAUUGAAAUUGCCUGAUUUCUUUUCAGAAUUCGGGCACGCAAUGCCUGAAAGCGAGAACAGGACUGAAUUUGCUCUGGAUUUGAUUCGCGAGCUCGAGGGAACACCAGGAGGGAUCAAGGCCUUGGUUGAGUUCAACAAACAAUGGCAGAAAGCGUACCCGCCUCAAGCCUCACCGACUAGGCAAGGGCUGAGCCUCAAGGAUGCGAUAAGUGCGAGUAUAUCCCGAGGUAAGCUCGUUUCCGGUAAGCCUGAAACCGAUUCGAGUUCUAUGAGCUCGAGCUCUUCAGCUAUGGCUACGUUUGCUAACCCUUUCUGGACUGAGAUGUGGGUUUUAACGAGGCGUUCGGCCUUAAAUAUUAGGCGAACGCCCGAGCUCUUCUUGAUUAGAUUGGGCGCUGUUGUGGUCACUGGAUUCAUCUUGGCGACCAUAUUCUGGAAGCUCGAUCACUCGCCAAAAGGGGUGCAAGAAAGGCUCGGGUUCUUCGCGUUUGCCAUGUCCACCACUUUCUACACUUGCGCCGACGCAUUGCCCGUGUUCUUGCAAGAGAGAUACAUAUUCAUGAGAGAGACUGCGUACAAUGCAUACCGCCGAUCUUCUUACGUGCUAUCGAAUUCGGUGGUGGCUGUGCCGGCCCUGGUUCUCCUCUCUGGAGCCUUCGCAGCAAGCACAUUCUGGGCCGUCGGGCUCGGGGGUGGAACCUCCGGAUUCUUCUUCUUCUUCCUCAUCAUCUUUGCCUCAUUCUGGGCUGGUAGCUCCUUUGUGACCUUUCUAUCAGGUGUGGUCUCUCAUGUUAUGCUUGGGUACACAGUGGUGGUUGCCAUAUUGGCAUAUUUCUUGCUCUUUAGUGGCUUCUUCAUCAAUAGAGAUAGAAUUCCAGCUUAUUGGAUCUGGUUCCAUUACCUCUCUCUGGUUAAGUACCCAUAUGAAGCUGUCCUACAAAAUGAAUUUAAUGACCCUACAAUUUGUUUCUCAAGGGGCACACAGGUCUUUGAUAACACCCCUCUUGGUGCAAUGACCCCAGCCAUGAAAACCAUGUUCUUGAGGUUACUUAGUGGAAGCAUUGGGAGGAAUGUGACUGAAUCAACUUGUGUGACCAGUGGGGUUGAUAUAUUGAGAGAGCAAGGGAUUACACAGUUGGGGAAAUGGGAGUGUUUGUGGGUUACUAUUGCUUGGGGUUUCUUCUUUAGGAUUCUCUUUUAUUUCUCUUUGUUGCUUGGUAGCAAGAACAAGCGCAGGUGAUUAAUCAGUGGUGGUGGUUGUGGUUUUCAUUUUGAAGAAUAUGAGAUUGCUUCUUUUUCCUUGCUU